GUGUUCCUAAUUGCAUGAUUUUUAACUUUAUAUGGCUGCUAUGUAAUGUGAUGUGUGUGCAGAGAACAUCACCAGAUUGGAAAUUCCAUGGAAUUAUAGUUGGUACUAUUCUGCAAUGUCUCUAAUUGAAAGCCAAAGUGAGGACAGACAAAGUGACGAACAAGUGAGAUAUCUGCAAGCCAACAGCAGAGAACUCAAUUCUACAUUUGGGUAUCCUAACAAUACCAUCAAGACCUCAAGAUACAGCGUCUUUAACUUCUUGCCCCUGAACCUAUUUGAACAAUUCCAGCGACUUGCAAAUGCAUAUUUCCUCAUUUUGCUAUUCCUACAGUUGAUUCCCCAGAUCUCCUCCUUGGCAUGGUACACAACUGUGAUACCCCUGAUGGUGGUGCUGUCCAUAACAGCAGUGAAGGAUGCCAUCGAUGACAUGAAAAGACACCAAAAUGACAAUCAAGUCAACAACCGUUAUGUUCUGGUGGUGAUGAAUGGCAGGAUAAAGGAGGACAAAUGGAUGAAUAUUCAAGUGGGAGAUAUAAUAAAACUAAAAAAUAAUCAGUCUGUCACGGCUGAUAUGCUAUUACUCUCUAGCAGUGAGCCCUGCGGUCUGACAUAUAUAGAAACAGCAGAACUGGAUGGUGAAACCAACCUGAAAGUGAAGCAGGCCAUCUCAGUUACCAGUGACUUGGAAGAUAACCUGGGGCUACUGUCUGCCUUUGAUGGAAAAGUGAGGUGUGAGUCUCCCAAUAACAAGUUGGACAAAUUCACAGGAAUACUGACUUACAAGGGAAAAAACUACAUCCUGGACCAUGACAAGCUGCUACUCCGAGGCUGCAUCAUCAGGAAUACAGAUUGGUGCUAUGGCUUGGUGAUUUAUACCGGACCAGACACCAAAUUAAUGCAGAACUGUGGAAAGUCUACCUUUAAGCGGACGCACAUGGACCAUCUCUUGAAUGUCCUUGUGCUCUGGAUUUUCCUGUUUUUAGGCAGCAUGUGUUUUAUCCUAGCAAUUGGGCAUGGCAUUUGGGAGAACAAUAAAGGCUACUACUUCCAGGAUUUUCUGCCAUGGAAAGAAUAUGUGUCUUCAUCAGUUGGCUCUGCUGUCCUCAUAUUCUGGUCCUACUUCAUUAUUCUCAACACUAUGGUGCCCAUUUCCCUUUAUGUCAGUGUUGAGAUAAUAAGAUUGGGCAACAGUUACUAUAUCAACUGGGAUCGGAAGAUGUUUUGUGCACCAAAGAACACACCAGCACAGGCUCGCACCACCACCCUUAAUGAGGAGCUUGGCCAGGUCAAAUAUGUGUUCUCUGACAAAACAGGAACUCUGACUCAGAACAUCAUGAUUUUCAAUAAGUGUUCUAUUAAUGGGAUAUUCUAUGGUGGUAUCUAUGACAAGAAUGGACAGAGGGUAGAAGUCUCUGAGGAAACAGAAAAGGUCGACUUCUCCUACAACAAACUGGCUGAUCCUAAGUUUUCAUUUUAUGACAAGACUUUGGUAGAAGCAGUGAAAAAGGGAGAUCGCUGGGUGCACUUGUUUUUCCUUUCACUCUCAUUGUGUCAUACUGUGAUGUCAGAAGAGAAAGUGGAAGGUAAGCUGAUGUACCAGGCUCAGUCCCCAGAUGAAGGUGCCCUUGUCACUGCUGCCAGGAACUUUGGCUUUGUGUUCCGUUCCCGCACAUCUGAGACGAUCAUGGUAGUUGAAAUGGGUGAGACCAAAGUCUACCAACUGCUGGCUAUUUUGGACUUCAACAAUGUACGCAAGAGAAUGUCUGUUAUUGUGAGGACACCUGAAGAUCGAGUAAUGUUAUUCUGCAAGGGUGCAGACACCAUCCUCUGUCAGCGGCUCCAUCCAUCCUGUAGGUCCCUCAGAGAUGUGACCAUGGAACAUUUAGAUGAUUUUGCUGUUGAAGGCCUCCGCACCCUCAUGGUGGCCUACCGAGAAUUGGAUAAUGCAUUCUACCAGGCCUGGAGCAAGAAGCACAGUGAAGCAUGCCUGUCUUUGGAAAAUCGGGAAGAUAAAAUGUCAGAUGUCUAUGAAGAGAUCGAAAAAGACUUGAUGCUGUUAGGGGCCACAGCCAUAGAAGACAAGCUGCAGGACGGUGUACCUGAGACAAUCACCACCCUGAACAAAGCCAAAAUUAAGAUGUGGGUCUUAACUGGAGAUAAGCAAGAGACUGCUGUAAACAUUGCCUAUGCCUGCAACAUAUUUGAUGAUGAAAUGGAUGGGAUGUUCAUCGUGGAAGGCAAGAAUGAUGAGACUGUUCGGCAAGAGCUCAGGUCAGCAAGGGUCAAGAUGAAACCUGAGUCUCUACUGGAAUCAGACCCAGUAAACACUUACCUCACCACGAAGCCCCAUAUGCCCUUCAGAGUACCUGAGGAGGUGCCCAAUGGCAACUAUGGCUUGAUCAUCAAUGGCUACAGUCUGGCCUAUGCUCUAGAAGGGAACCUGGAGUUGGAACUGCUGCGAACAGCGUGCAUGUGCAAGGGGGUAAUCUGCUGCCGAAUGACACCCCUUCAGAAGGCCCAAGUGGUAGAGCUGGUGAAGAGGUACAAGAAGGUGGUGACACUGGCCAUCGGGGAUGGGGCCAAUGACGUCAGCAUGAUCAAAGGCUGGGAGCCCAACAGACAAGCUCUAUGGUUGAGAAGCUUCUGGGAUUUCUUUGCAGCUGCCCACAUUGGGGUUGGCAUCAGCGGCCAGGAGGGAAUGCAGGCCAUGCUCAACAGUGACUACGCCUUCUCCCAGUUCCACUAUCUUCAGCGUCUACUCUUGGUCCAUGGCCGCUGGUCCUAUAAUCGCAUUUGCAAGUUCCUCAGCUACUUCUUUUACAAAAACUUUGCCUUCACCCUGGUGCACUUCUGGUAUGCCUUCUUCAGUGGGUUCUCUGCACAGACUGUUUAUGAUACCUGGUUUAUCACUUUCUACAACCUGGUCUACACCUCCCUCCCUGUCCUGGGCUUGAGUCUGUUUGAUCAGGAUGUGAAUGAAACGUGGAGUCUUCGCUUCCCAGAGCUGUAUGAUCCAGGCCAGCACAACCUCUAUUUCAACAAGAAGGAAUUUGUGAAGUGUUUAGUGCGUGGGAUCUAUAGUUCCUUCGUGCUGUUCUUUAUCCCUAUGAGGUCCAUGCACAACUCAGUGCGCAGUGAUGGGAAAGAGAUCUCCGACUACCAGUCCUUCUCCCUGAUAGUUCAGACCGCCUUGCUGUCCGUGGUCACAAUGCAGAUUGCCCUGGAUACAACCUACUGGACGGUGAUAAGCCACAUCUUCACCUGGGGCAGCCUGGGUUUCUACUUUUGCAUCUUAAUCUUCCUGUACAGUGAUGGCUUGUGCCUAAUGUUCCCCAACGUCUUCCAAUUCCUAGGUGUGGCCAGGAACACUCUGAACCUGCCACAAAUGUGGCUGAUUAUUAUCCUCAGCGUGGUCCUCUGUAUUUUGCCUGUGAUUGGGUACCAAUUUCUCAAGCCACUAUUCUGGCCUGUCAACGUGGACAAGAUUAUGGACAGAAUUCAUCUUUGCAAGAGACCUCCACUGCCACCCCCUACCCGGACCAAACUGAAAUACGCAAGCUCUCGACGUUCUGCCUAUGCAUUCUCCCACAAACAGGGCUUUGGGGCCCUCAUCACUUCAGGCAAAACAAUGAAGGACAGGGUAUUCAAGAAAAACAGCUUUCCUUUUAAAAAGUAGAGGCCCUUAGGGAAAUCCCAAAGGAAUCAGUCAUUGCUCUUCCUCCCUUUAUUACACAACUGAAUAAGGAUGGAUUUAGAGCCCCCGGGAAACUAACAGAAACCUGCCCUUCUGCGCUCACUCCAGGGACUCAGCCUCUUCGUUUCCUAGAAGGUUGUGCCCAGGAAGGCAAGGAAAGGUAAAGAAAGAGCCUCCAGAUAUCUGUCAGAAUUGCAGCAUUUCAAGAAAAAGUGACAUCAGGCUUCCCUUCCAUCAACCCUUCCAAGUUUUAAUCCAAACAAGCAAAUAUGGAAGUGGUGAGUGAAGAGGGGCAAUGUGGGAAAGAGAAAAAAAAUAUAUGACCUAAGAAUCUUACUUUGGUCCCUGUUUCCCACACCCAGAGCAACCAUAAACCUUGCCAGGGCCCCACACAAACAUAUCCCAUCCAGACACCCUUCUCAGGUUUAUCUGGGGGCUUCAGGGUAAGUCUUUUGCUGGCCCUAUGUCUCAAAAGAAGGAGGCAGCUAUGAAAAGUUGGUCAUAAAAAGCUGAAGGAGAGUUCCUGGAACAAAAAAAAAGAGGAGCUGGUUCCUGCCUUGAUAAGACAGCUCAAGAUUUUGCCUUCUUCCCCUCUCGUUGACCCCUUUUACCCAAGAACUGACACCUUUUCAGGCUUCAGAACUGGGAGAGGGAGACUGCUGGGGAUGUUUAAAAAUCUUUUCUUGAGAGGGUAUAAGCCACAAUUGAUGAACAUUUGUCUUCAUUCCAUAAAAUUACUUUGAGAAGAAAUUGUUUGUACUUGGGAAAUUGUUUCUGAGAGGUAUAUGGAGUAAUAAAUUGCUUAUU
Molecule: messenger RNA, 4501 nt
Organism: Zalophus californianus (California sea lion)
Lineage: Eukaryota; Metazoa; Chordata; Mammalia; Carnivora; Otariidae
Product: phospholipid-transporting ATPase FetA-like
Exons: 29
Coding region: 116-3676 (1186 amino acids)
Biological process (GO): Golgi organization; phospholipid translocation
Cellular component (GO): plasma membrane
Molecular function (GO): magnesium ion binding; ATP binding; ATPase-coupled intramembrane lipid carrier activity
Source: RefSeq, a predicted model, not a curated record